GCUGCUAGACCUAUUGCAGUGGCUGACCUACUUGAGGUAGCAGGGGUUAAAUCACAUUGCAAUCGCAUUAUUGUCGAUUAUAAUCAGCCACAAACACCUUCCACGUCAGUGCAGCUGAGACCUGCAAUCCUUGCGGCACUGCCGAUACCUCGACGAAGCGGAGUUGCACUGAAGGCUCUUGUUAUUUUGCAGUGACUCAACCAUUUUAAUUUUGAGUUGCUUUGCUGUGGUUGGCUGCUUGUGUUGCCUCUUCCGAAUUUGGCGUCAUUAUUUUAUUUUUCAUUUACUCUUAAAAAAAAAAAAAAUGUUAUUUAAGGUAUAGGAUAUUUUAUUUUCACAAACACAUUUGUUAUCCAAACGUAUGCAUUUUUAUUAUUAUUAUUAUUAUUUUUUUUUAUGGUUGACGCUUUUUCAUAAGGUGGGUUGUCAGGCUUCGGCCUAAGUUUUGUCAACAACAACAUAGAUAGCAACUGUGCGAUAGUACAAAAAAGUAAUAAUUAUAAUAAUAAUUUCACCUGACAUUUAAAAGGAAAAUAGAAAGAAAACAUGUCCUGCGCUUGUUCGUCGGCGGCGAGGCUGAUCAUAAAUUCAGCCCAUAAAGGCAUUGCUUGCUCACGCUUUCACCUGUAUACCCUGGGAAGACCGGGGAUUUCUGAGGUUCAUUUGAGAAGGAGAGUUCCCGUUAGGUCAUUUUCAGAGACUGCAGUGUAUUUUGCUUCAAAAGAUGGAACAACCAAAGAUGGAUCUGGGGAUGGUAGCAAGAAAUCUAUUGAAGGGGGCAGUGGCAAAAAAUCCACAGGCUCUGGAGGAAAAGGCGGAAACCAGCUGCGUUGCCCAAAGUGUGGGGACCCGUGCACUCAUGUCGAGACAUUUGUUUCUUCAACCCGCUUUGUAAAGUGUGAAAAAUGUCAUCACUUUUUUGUCGUGCUGUCGGAAACAGACUCGAAGAAGAGUCUUAAUAAAGAGCCAGAAUCAGCAGCUGAAGCUGUUAAAAUGGCAUUCCAGCAGAAACCACCACCUCCACCCAAAAAGAUCUAUGCCUACCUGGAUAAGUACGUGAUUGGGCAAUCCUAUGCCAAGAAAGUGCUUUCAGUGGCUGUGUACAAUCACUACAAGCGUAUUUAUAACAAUAUCCCAGCAAGUAUGAGACAGCAGGCAGAAGUGGAGAAACCAGCUGCUCUGACACCUAGAGAAUUAGAAAUGAGAAGACGGGAGGAUGAAUACAGAUUUACAAAGCUGCUUCAGAUUGCUGGGAUCAGUCCACAUGGUAACGCGCUCGGAGCGUCAAUGCAGCAACAGAUUAACCAGCAGAUGCCUCAAGAGAAACGAGGAGGCGAAGUGCUGGAUUCAACCAACGAUGAAAUUAAAUUGGAGAAAAGCAACAUAUUGCUUCUUGGCCCAACAGGAUCAGGUAAAACUCUCUUGGCUCAAACCCUUGCCAGAUGUCUUGACGUUCCCUUUGCUAUCUGUGACUGCACCACCUUGACCCAGGCAGGAUAUGUUGGUGAAGAUAUUGAGUCUGUCAUUGCAAAACUGCUUCAGGACGCUAACUACGGGGUUGAAAAAGCACAGCAAGGAAUUGUCUUCUUGGAUGAAGUAGAUAAGAUUGGCAGUGUGCCUGGCAUUCACCAGUUACGAGAUGUGGGUGGGGAAGGAGUUCAGCAAGGUUUAUUAAAGCUUUUGGAAGGUACAAUUGUGAAUGUUCCAGAAAAGAAUUCUAGAAAAUUAAGAGGAGAAACCGUUCAAGUUGACACUACCAACAUCCUAUUUGUGGCUUCUGGGGCAUUUAAUGGACUUGAUAGGAUAAUAAGCAGAAGGAAAAAUGAAAAGUAUCUGGGAUUUGGUACUCCGUCAAACCUAGGAGUAGGCAGGAGGGCUGCAGCAGCUGCUGACUUAGCAAACACAAGUGGAGAAGGGGACACUGUGCAGGAAAUCGAAGAAAAAGAUCACUUGCUCCGCAAUGUCGAGGCCAGGGACCUUAUUGAAUUUGGAAUGAUUCCAGAGUUUGUGGGACGUCUCCCAGUGGUGGUUCCUUUGCACAGCCUGGAUGAGGAAACUCUGGUUCGGAUUCUUACUGAGCCUCGCAAUGCUGUAGUUCCCCAGUACCAGGCAUUGUUAGGCAUGGACAAGUGUGAUCUCAAUAUUACUGAAGGUGCCUUGAAAGCCAUUGCCAGAAUGGCCUUGGAGAGGAAAACUGGUGCUCGUGGCCUAAGAUCAAUCAUGGAGAAACUGCUGCUGGAGCCCAUGUUUGAAGUGCCAAAUUCUGACAUCAUGGCCGUAGAACUAACCAAGGAAGUAGUGGAGGGAAAAUCGCUUCCCAUAUACAUUAGGGCCCCUGCUAAGGAAUCAACAGAAGAGGAGUAUGAUUCAGGAGUUGAAGAUGACAGCUGGCCACGACAGGCAGAUGCAGCCAACAACUAAAACCUAGAUUAUAUUUCAAGAACUUCCUACAGGACUUUUUUAAAAAAUAUAAGCAAUGGAUUUUCUAGAAGACGUUAAAAGGCAUUGAUCGAAACUUAAAAUACAUGAUCAGGAAACAGUGCUGGAAUAGAAAUGUAAAGCAGAUCACUUGUUUUGUUGUGUUGUAUAGUACUGAUUUUUACAUUGGACAUUAUGCAUCAAUUGAAGUGUAAAACAUGGAUCUCACCAAGUACAUGUACAGUGUUGGAGCUGUUGCUUUAGAAUAUUGCAACGAUUUUGUUAAGCAUAGAGGUGCAUUAACAAGCACAGACAAUUUGUAAUAAUGUCUUUACCUGUGAAAUGACUGAGACAUUUGGCAUUUGUAAUCUGAGGAUAUCAAUACAGACCCUGUUUUAUUCUUGACACACAUUUAAAUAGCUAGUUUUUGUCUUGAUUUCAUAAGUAUAUUGGUUGAUAUGGUAUGGGAAUGAAGUGAGUUUAGGGGAUCGCGUAAUUUUAAAACUGUUUAAAUGGGGGUGGUAUUUAAAUCAUUCAUGUUUCCAAGUUUAGUAUACAUUAGGUUUGCAUUUGGUGUACAUUUUUCAUAGAAACAAUGUAAUGCCAUAAACAAAUUGAAUAAACUACUAUUUUUUAUAAACAUUUUUAGCAUGUUAAGGGGUAGUUCUUUUUUAAGGCUGGUUAUCGUUAGAAAGAUGCAAUAUAAAGAACAAAGAAAUAUACUCCAGUUCAAAUGUAGUUGUUUUUUAAUCGUUUGGAUUAAUGAUUUUACCACCUCCUGCUAAAAGGGAUUGCCUUCAUCAAACAGUUAAGUGAUUUCUAUCUUUGCAUGUAUACAAGUAUGACUGCAAAAAUAUGUAUACAAUAAAAUCCAUCCAGAGGGAUGAAAGAUUCAGAUCUGUUUUAGAUUAUUGUUGUUGUACACUAGGACUGUAUGUGGUUCGGCUUUCCUUCCACUGUGGUGCUUUUACACAAUGCUGUAGGAUCUCUAAGCUUCAUCUGAGUGGAUUUUCUUCAUAUGAAAGCCAUAAUGUCGGUCUACCAAUAGAAAUUGUAUUUCUGUUUGUUGGUGCUGUAUUAUGUGAGAAUAAUGAUGUAGGAGGGGUUUUUUUUGUUUGUUUUUUUUAAAUCUUAAUUUCAAUUUAAACCUUGCUUUAAACCAUUUUUAUGCUUUUGAUUAGGUCAAAAAGUACAGUUUUAUGCCUACUUAACAUUUGUGAAAUACAAAGGGGACUGUCUAUGCUUGUUCAAAGAUAUAAAUAAAAUGUAUAUAUCUAUAUAAA
Messenger RNA from Polyodon spathula (Mississippi paddlefish), 3701 nucleotides. RefSeq names its product ATP-dependent Clp protease ATP-binding subunit clpX-like, mitochondrial. Gene Ontology annotation, biological process: protein catabolic process; proteolysis. The record is from RefSeq and is a predicted model, not a curated record. NCBI's taxonomy places the organism in Eukaryota, Metazoa, Chordata, Actinopteri, Acipenseriformes, Polyodontidae. Bases 547 to 2421 code for a protein of 624 amino acids. Gene Ontology annotation, molecular function: ATP hydrolysis activity; protein dimerization activity; ATP binding. The transcript has 14 exons. Gene Ontology annotation, cellular component: mitochondrial matrix.